Molecule: messenger RNA, 1038 nt
Organism: Arctia plantaginis
Lineage: Eukaryota; Metazoa; Arthropoda; Insecta; Lepidoptera; Erebidae
Source: the annotation of a GenBank genome assembly
AUGGCGGCCCCACAGGAGGAGAGCCUGCUCGCGCGCUGCGAAAUCCCCAUCAUCGACCUGGCUCAUAUAGGUACAGAUGUAUGCCCUAUGAAAUCUGUGGUGAGACGCAUUGGACAACAACUAUUCAACGCGCUCAGCACCAAAGGACUUGCGGUGUUGGUCAACCAUGGCAUUGCUGAUGAAAAGUUGAAGGCGGUGUACAGUGACUUGGACAACUUUUGCGCUCUGCCCGAGAAUUGCCAGGCGCAGUACUUGAGGAACCCUGUAAACAACCAUGGCUACGUCAAACCAGGAAUGGAGCAAUUUGACGCUACAGCAAAGGAAUUACGUCACUCUUUCAACAUUACUUCGUUGUCUGCCGCUUCGAUGCCAGCGCAGGAAGAGGUGCCCGAGUUCACGCAGCACGCUAUCCCUCUCGCGCAGGACCUCACCAAUCUAUCCCGUGUUGUGCUACAAGCUCUGGCUUACGCUGUAGGCGUAGCUCCGACAGCUUUAUUGGCGUCGCACUCAGGCAUGCUGACUGCUGAUGGCAGAAACCCCUCGACAAUGCGGCUGCUCUACUACCCGCCGGUUCCGCCAGAAGACGAAGGUUAUUGUUGCCAGGCCGAUGCCGUCCACUACACUCGAUGUGGCGCUCAUGCUGAUUACGGCACAUUUACGUUAUUAACUCAGGAUUCUGAAGGCGGACUUGAGGUAAAGCUAAAUGGCAGCGACAAGUGGCAGAAGGUCGGUCAUCUUCCCGGCGCCAUACUCGUUCAGGCAGGAGAGUUCCUCGCUGCUUGGACUGCCAAUGUUCUACCCGCACUUGUACACCGCGUAGUAGUCCCAUCGGGUGCCUACGCUCGAGCCCGCGGCCGUCACUGCGUUGCGUUCUUCUGCCACCCGGACAACGACGCAGUGUUGCCAACGUUACCUCUACAAGCUGCCGCAGCGCCCCCGCCCCCGACCUUCACCCCGCACACACACCUCACCCUGCAUCACCGUCUUCUGAACGCUGCUCAUCAUCUACAAAAGAGAUUUAGAGAGACGUACGCGUGA